Molecule: messenger RNA, 2541 nt
Organism: Paramormyrops kingsleyae
Lineage: Eukaryota; Metazoa; Chordata; Actinopteri; Osteoglossiformes; Mormyridae
Source: RefSeq, a predicted model, not a curated record
CUUAUAUUUAAAAAUAUGAAUUUUAAUUUCAUACUGAAUUUUCCACAAGCUUCCUGCAGUGUGUUGACUGUUGUGUGACUCGAGAGACCUAUUAUGGUGUUUCAUUCCGUGAUGACUUUUGACCUACUUCAUAUAUUUUCAUUCCAAGGUGCGGCGGAAGAACAUGUGUGUUUAUUAUUUAUUUAUCCUCUCAAUUUUACAGAGCAGAAUUUGUGAGCUGGUUAAAUUGAUCGUAACCUCUCCUGAUGGCAGCCUACGUUGCGAGCUUGCCGCGGGUCGGUCGCAGUUUGCGACCUUCCCCGGGACGUGGCCGUCUCCUUUCUGGUAGCAGCACAGCGUUCAGCGUCCGGGGACGGCCAAGGACAUUCGAAGUGCAUAGGGAAGCGGCAGAACAGCCAAUCUUCUUCAGGUCCUCCAUCGGCAGCUUCUUCCAGGAGAGACCGCAGAUCAGUAACCCUUUUUAUGAAGACGCUUUGCUGCAAAAGUACCUAAAAAGAAACCUGCCAUUUGAGGUAAAGGAUGCAAUCAAAGCUGACUUGGCUAGGUUUGGAGAAAGGCUGGUGAGUGAAGUUGAUGCUCUUGGCCGUCAAUGUGAAAAGAAUCCACCCCAUCUUCAGCAGUAUGAUGCAUGGGGCCAUCGAGUGGACCGGAUUUUCACCUGCCCCGCCUGGAACCGCAUGAAGGAGAUCUCUGCCCAGGAGGGCCUUAUAGCUGCAGGAUAUGAGAGGGUACAUGGAGAGUGGAGUCGUGUUUAUCAAAUGUCCAAAAUAUACCUAUACUCUCCUUCGGCGGGACUGUAUACCUGUCCACUGGCGAUGACGGAUGGUGCAGCCAAAGUGAUUGAGUCCCUAGGGAUGACUGAAAUCACAGAGAAUGCAUUUCAGCGUUUGACCUCUCGUGACCCUCAGCAGUUCUGGACGUCCGGCCAGUGGAUGACGGAGCGGAAGGGUGGCUCGGAUGUGGGUAGCGGGACAGAGACUAUUGCUCAUAAACAAGCAGAUGGGACCUACAAGCUUUAUGGGUACAAAUGGUUCACCUCAGCGACUGAUGCCAACAUGACACUCACUCUCGCAAGAGUGGCGGACCCAGAGGGACACACACUACAGGGCAGCAGAGGGCUUUCUCUGUUUUUUGCAACACUGCGGGAUGAGAAGGGGGAACUGAAGGGCAUUGAGGUGCAGCGGCUGAAAGAUAAGUUGGGGACACGACAGGUGCCCACAGCUGAGUUGCUGCUGGAUGGCUUCCCAGCUCACAGGAUCUCAGCUGAGGGCAGAGGAGUGGCAUCGAUAGCCAGCAUGCUCACGAUCACCCGCAUCCAUAACACUGUUUCUGCUGUAGCUGCCAUGAGGAGGAUCAUCCAGCUGGGCAGGGAAUAUGCCAAAAAACGCUUUGUCUUUGGGAAGUUCCUUAAGGAGCACUCCUUGCAUGUACAGACCAUGGCGAGGAUGGAGGUGGAGACCCGCGCUGCCUUUCUGCUGAUGAUGGAAGUGUGUCGGCUGCUGGGCAGAGAAGAGAACGGCUUAGCUUCACCUCUUGAGCUUCACCUGCUUCGCCUUCUCACACCGGUGGCCAAACUGUACACAGGAAAACAGGCUGUGUCUGUGGUGUCUGAGGGAUUGGAGUGUUUUGGGGGCCAGGGAUACAUGGAGGACACUGGAUUACCCACAAUGCUACGGGAUGCACAAGUGCUGACUAUCUGGGAGGGAACCACCAAUAUCCUGUCACUGGAUGUACUUCGAUGUAUGAUCAAGAGUCAUGGGCAGGUGCUGGAGGCCUUCUUUACUGAUGUCAAGGAAAAGCUAAGGACAGCCAAAGGAAAAAGUGCUUUGCGUCCUGCAGUGACAGCCAUAGAUGGUGCCCUUAUUAGGCUGGGGAGUUUUGUGCAGACCUCUACUCAGAGGCUCCCCAGCUACACUGAACUAGCAGCUCGAGAUCUCGCUUUCAGCAUAGCACGCAUCUAUAUGGGGGCCCUAAUGGUGGAUCAAGCUGCAUGGGAGGGAGCAAGCCAAACAGACAUUUACGCUACUCUCAGGUGGUGUGAACAGGACCUCUGCUGCGUGGCCACCAAGGAACAGAACGGCUGCUAUGACUCAGAGAGCCCAGCUGCAGACACAGCUUUGGUGUAUGAAGGGAUGCCAGGACCCUGAACAGCACUUGGCUGAACCUGUGAUCACAUGAAUGUGGGGUCCCUAUACUACCAAAGUUCUGUAUUCAUGAGAUAUUCAUAUAGCAUUGCACCAAAAAUGGAAGAAAAAAAAUUGUAAAAUUAAAUCCAAAUGCUUUUUUUGUUUUCCUGUUAUAAAUGCUGGUGAAUUUCUUUGGUAGGUAAAAAAGAUGAAUAUGACGUAAGUCAUUGAUUUUUUGGUCCCUUAUUCCUUAUUCCUCUUAACACAUAAUGACUUCUAAUAAAGCUGUUAACAAAUGUAGGUGGACAAAUGAAGGGUCCUUAUACGCCUAAAUCAGCCCUGUACGGAUAUUUUAUAGUUAAUUAGGGCUGGUAUUAAAUUGUUUUAAUGCUGCUUAUUAAAGAUGUUAAAGACC